AGCUUUGAUCUGACGCACUACCUAUUCGUCAGUGGAAGUUACUAUCUUGGCAUUGGUUGUCAGUGCUGAGACUAGUGGUAUUGUUAGCGUUGAGUAAGUCAGUCCCGAAAUAAUGAACAAAAAAGGUAGUAAGAUGGAUGUAGAAAUAGCACCCUUACGAAGUCUAGGCGAUUUUAUGCUGGAGUCGGCGAGAUUUCAAAUCCCAAACUUUCGUGAUCUUGACAAAUGGGAAAAAAGAGUUGUAAACAAUCUUUUGUAUUACCAGACAAAUUAUUUCUUACUGGGCAUAGUAAUUUUCGCGAUCGUGGGUGUUAUUCAUCCAGUGGAUUUGUUUCUGGGAUUUCUGUCAACAUUUGGUGCAUUUUGCCUUUUUUACUAUUUCAUUAACUCUUCAGCAUCAACCAGAGCAUUUAAGAAGAACUACCCAGUUUUUGGACUAAUACUUAUAUUAGUUGCCAUUCACUUUGCUGUUUAUUUGCUGGGAUCCAUGUUAGUUUUUCUGAUGGGUAUAUUGCUUCCUGUUGCAGUAACAUUUGUGCAUGCAUCUAUGAGACUUCGAAACAUGAAGAAUAAACUUGUUAAUACGAUGGAGGCAAUAUGUUUGAAGAGAACACCAAUGGGUGUUUUUCUGGAAUCCAUUGGUAAAAUUAAAUAUAUUAAAGAAGAAGCUCACAAGAUACAGGAAAUAUUUCCAGACAAACACCAGAAAUCGCCUUUACCAAAUUAAUUUUAUUGUUGGGGAGAAAAUAUAUUUUGUGUGUAAGUUCAGCAGUGUACAUGUGUUGCAGUGAUCUAGUGUACAAUUCAAUCAGUUUGAAAGAAAUAUGUAAAAGUGCAGCUGUGCAUCUUGCACUUCAGUUUUAUAAGACUAUGAAGAUGAAGAGAAGUUACCAAUUGCUGAAUGCUAUAUCUUUAACAACGAGGGAAUAAAAAAAAAGAUCUUGUAUUCCUUAGAACCUUCAUAUUGCAUACUCCCAACUUUGAUAAGACAAAUUACUCUUAGCAUAUCAGAAAAUAAGUGAUUUGGUUUCGCUCAGAAGACUAUAUGUGUAUCAUAAAAAUCCACUUUUAGGCACAGAUGAAACUGAAAAGAAAAGGAGAUGCUGUAUUUUCAUAUUCAUGUUUAGUGAAGUGACAAAAUAUAUGCUAUUUUUCUUGAUAUAGAAUUGAAAGCUAUUGUGAACUAUAAUAAUAAGAUAAAAUGGACAAAAAUGAUUGUGUCAUUGGGCUUUCAAUUUAACUUUGAAUAACUGUUCAUACUAUAUGUGAACAGUACUACAAAACUGUGAUACAAUGUUGACUAUAAUAUUAAAAUGAAAUUUAAAAUUC
Schistocerca gregaria is the source of this 1329-nucleotide messenger RNA. RefSeq names its product PRA1 family protein 3. Gene Ontology annotation, cellular component: membrane. The record is from RefSeq and is a predicted model, not a curated record. The coding region runs from base 113 to 727 and encodes 204 amino acids. NCBI's taxonomy places the organism in Eukaryota, Metazoa, Arthropoda, Insecta, Orthoptera, Acrididae. The transcript is spliced from 4 exons.